AUGGGAUUCGGGAGUUGGCCAAGCCCGUAUGCGUUGAAGUUGGUAACUGUGGGUGAGAGUAAGUACGGCUCACAAUAUGUGAAUCCGUGUGCGUGGCCGUCCGUGGUGGUGCCGCAAUGUAAGGAGCCGUGUGCAUUGCCGUUUGUAGCGGUGCCUCAAUGUGAGAAGCCUUGUUUGUGGCCAUCUGUGCUGGUGCCGCAAUGUGAGAAGCCAUGUGCUUGGCCGUCUGUAGCAGUGCCACAAUGUGGCCAGUCGUGUGGAUGGCCGUCUCUGUGGUAG
Echinococcus granulosus is the source of this 279-nucleotide messenger RNA. RefSeq lists its product as hypothetical. The coding region runs from base 1 to 279 and encodes 92 amino acids. The record is from RefSeq and is a predicted model, not a curated record. The transcript has a single exon. Lineage: Eukaryota; Metazoa; Platyhelminthes; Cestoda; Cyclophyllidea; Taeniidae.